Musa acuminata subsp. malaccensis (wild Malaysian banana) is the source of this 704-nucleotide messenger RNA. Its product is annotated as auxin-responsive protein SAUR32. Lineage: Eukaryota; Viridiplantae; Streptophyta; Magnoliopsida; Zingiberales; Musaceae. The record is from RefSeq and is a predicted model, not a curated record. Gene Ontology annotation, biological process: response to auxin.
CUCUCCCUCUCCGUCUUUCUCUAUUAGUGUAGCUUAUUGUCCUCUGUAGUUGUGGCUGGACGUCGAGCGCUGUGUGCGCCACUCCUCAUCUCUAAAUCUUCUCUAUUUUAGAUCGAUCCUUCUGCUUUGCUGUCUGUUGAUUUCUCCCAAGGCAGGAAGGCGAGGGAGAAAGAGAGAGGGAGGGAGAUGGGGUUGCACCUGCACUUGCCGCACAAGAUCAUGGCGGGGCAUGGGAGGAGGAGAGGGGAGGAGGAGGAGGGGAUAAGGAAGGGGUGGAUGGGAAUAAGGGUGGGCGGGGAGGGGGAGGAGCGGCAGCGGUUCGUGGUGCCGGUGGACUACCUGAGCCACCCCCUCUUCGUGGGGCUGCUCAAGGAGGCGGAGGAGGAGUACGGCUUCAACCACCAGGGCGCCAUCACCAUCCCCUGCCACGUCGAGCACUUCCGCCGCGUCCAGGACAUCAUCGACCGCGACUGCAACUCCGUCGCCGCCGGUCACCACCACCAUGGCCACCAUCAUCACCACCACCACCACUUUCACCUUUGUUUCAGGGCUUGAAUGAACCCAUAACCCUAACCCUAACCACAGCCGGUGACGGGUGGGGUGUCUAUAUCGGAGAUGUAAAGUAUUGAUUCCAAGAGAAUCUUACCAUUCUUAUUGCUGUCGAUUAAGAAUUAAGAUUUGGUGCUCUACUUUUCCUUCUAUUU